GCAACGUACAUCAGGGCAAGCACAGUGCGGGCGAACGCGCGGUACUUUGUGUCAUGGUGUCAGCGCGACAAGGUGGAGGAGACAGCGCUGUUCAUGUGCAAGCGGUGGGUAGAGAAGCUGCGGCGAAGUGGACAGAAGGGGGGGGUGUACUGCAAGAGCAAGAAGCAGAGCGAGAGGCUCGCGGAGGAGCUGGGAUGCGCGCACUAUCACGCAGACGUGGCAGACCGUGCGGACCGGCUGCAGGGGUGGGUUGAGAGGGGUGGGAUGAUGGUGGCAACGUCGGCGCUAGGGACAGGCGUGGACUUUGCUGGCAUCGUGUACAUCUUGCACGUAGGCACGCCGUGGAGCAUGAGCGACUUUGCGCAGGCGAGCGGGCGCGGGGGACGAGGGGGCGAGCAGUACGAGGUGGUGGUGCUGGUGGGGCAGGGAGAGGUAGAGCAGGUGAUGGAGCGAGAGAAGGAGAAGAUGGACGUGCUGGUGGGGCAGGAAGAGCUAGGGCAGGUGAUGAAGCAGAAGAGCAACAACUUAGACGUGCAGGCAAUAGGCAUGUUUCUAUCCAAGAUGGGUAAACCAACCGUACCUAUGGUUGAUUUAGGGUUGCAAAUUUGUUAGGGACCAGGGCUACAGGUUUUGCGCGGAUAUCUCAUCACGGGGUACAGUUGGUUUUCCUCCUAACUACAGUCGUUCUGCAACAAC
Didymella exigua CBS 183.55 is the source of this 696-nucleotide messenger RNA. Its product is annotated as P-loop containing nucleoside triphosphate hydrolase protein. Gene Ontology annotation, cellular component: cytoplasm; chromosome. NCBI's taxonomy places the organism in Eukaryota, Fungi, Ascomycota, Dothideomycetes, Pleosporales, Didymellaceae. The record is from RefSeq and is a predicted model, not a curated record. The coding region runs from base 94 to 612 and encodes 172 amino acids. Gene Ontology annotation, molecular function: four-way junction helicase activity; 3'-5' DNA helicase activity. The transcript has 6 exons. Gene Ontology annotation, biological process: double-strand break repair via homologous recombination.